Molecule: messenger RNA, 3882 nt
Organism: Rotaria sordida
Lineage: Eukaryota; Metazoa; Rotifera; Eurotatoria; Philodinida; Philodinidae
Source: the annotation of a GenBank genome assembly
AUGCUGAAUGAAUCAUUAGAUAACAAUGUUAGUCAACAAACAACAUAUUCAUUGAACAGUUCCAUUGAAAUCAGAUUCGAUGUAAAUAAUGAAACAGAAAUUAAUAAUGAAGCAGAAAUUAAUAAUGAAACAGAAAUUAAUAAUGAAACAGAAAUUAAUAAUGAAUGUUUACGUGUUAAUGAAAACUUCUAUUUCAAUGAUACGAAUAAUAACAGUACUGCUGGUGGUGGUACACUUUCAUCAUCAAUAUCUUAUCGACAACAUUCAGAAUCAUCAAUAAUAAUUAAUGCUUCACCUGAUAAUCGUUUAAACACAUCUGAAAGCCAUAUAUCUACUAGUAUUCAAUCAAAUAGGUCCAUCAUCAGUUCAGAUUUUGACGAUUUUGUUAUAGAACUUCCAACAUCAUGGGAAUUCAAACUUCAGCCUGUUGAUCGUGUUAAAUUAUUGAAAAUACGCACUGAGAAAAUCAAUAAACGUCGAGCUCGACUCUUUGAAAAAAUGGGUGUAACUUUAGAAGAAAAAACAAUUCGUCCAAAAAAAAUCUUUUUAUCAAAACAAAGUACACCAAUGAACAAAAUUAUUGACAAUAGUUCUCAUGAUAUAGCUGUAGUUAAAUCAACAAAUGACAAAACAAACAAAUCAUCAAGAGUUAACGUGGAAUACUUUUAUAUUCUUCAUCCGUAUCUUAAACAAAUGAAUCCAUAUUGUGGACUAUGUGUUCGUAAUUGUACUUUUUGUGUUCAAUUAAAUGAAUUACAGCAAUUAUUACGUUGUGAUCUUCGAUGUUCUGGACGUCCUAUAUGUCCUUUCCGAUGUUCAGUUAUUAUUCGAAAUGAUGGAAGUGGUCAUAUUAUUGUUAGCAACAACAAUGUUCGGCACAAGCAAAAUAGUAAAAUAUGUCGUCCUAUUCGUACUCCACUUCGUUCAAUAAUCAAACAGCAAUUCAAUGUUGGUGCAUCAGUUUAUCGCAUGUACCAAAAUAGAUUACAAGCUCGAUCAAUUAAAGAACGACAAGGACGAAAUUAUGAUGCAACUGGAAAAAGUCGAGCUAUUUUGCAAAAGAUCAAGUCUGAAGCUGUCACUGAAUCAUUACUUUCACCAGAUGCUGAUGAUGGUUUACUUAAAUUGAAUGAACAAUAUCGAAAUGAAGUUAAUGCUGGUGGAAAGGUGCCAGGUGCUAUUCAAUUAAUUUGUAAAUACCCAUGUCAAGUUAUUGUAUUUUCGGAAUCAUCAAUCCGUCUCUAUGAUGCUCUUCUAAAACAUAAGAACGUUGUAGUUUCAUGGGAUGCUACUGGUUCAAUUAUUAAACAAAACAAUUCUUUACAGUUACUGUAUUAUGAAUUAAGUAUGACAUUACCAGGUGUAGUAACUCAAGAUAGUAUUAUUCCAAUUACAUUUAUGAUAAGCGAUGCUCAUGGCUUAGUGAACGUUUUACAUUGGAUGCAAUUGUUUCGACAUAGCUAUUCUAAAGUUUUUCCUGGGCAAGAUUUUCCACGGCCAAGUAUGGUUUUAAGUGACCGCGCUCAGGUUUUUUUAAUAGCUGCUUUGCAAAUAUGGAAUUCUGAAACAAUAAGCCAAUUUCUCCAUCGAGCUUAUCGUAUUGUUACAAAUGAAGCAAGUGAGGUCGAUUAUAAGCUAACAAAUAUUCAUGCCUGUUUAUCUCAUGUUUUAUUAAGUGUAAGGAAAAUCGUAAAUAAAUUACUUGAUGAAAAAAUUCGUAAUUUGGCGAUGUGGUGCAUUGCUCUUCUUAUCAAUACGUCUACCUGGAAAGAAAUGAUGCACAACUGGAAACUUAUAUGUUUUGUUCUUCUACAAAUGCAUAUUGGUGGUGAAACUAUGAAUGUAGAAUAUCAAGAUUCUUUACUUGACAAGAUUACUAAAAUUCGAGCUGAUCCAAAUAUUUGUGGUAUUAUGCAGUCAACUGAACCAGAAUCAUCUAAUUCAACAGCAAAUUAUGGUCAAUUUGAUUAUGAUGAUAUCGAUGAGGAUCAAGAACAAAAUGAACAAUUUUCCACGUACAUAUCUCAAACUACUCCAUCAAGAAAGAAAAACGACAAAAUUUUUAUUGAUGAAGAAGCAGAAACCAACUCAACAAAUUCACCUUUUAAAUCAAUUCUCAAUAAAAUUUUUGAUGAUUGCUUAAAGGAUAUUGGAAUUUCUAUCGAUGAAGCACGAAAACGUACUCACCAUGGCAUUUUAAGAUGGUUUAAAUACCUUACAACAUCAUUUUUACCAACCAUACCAAUUUGGUCUAAUCUUCUUAUUGGUGACCUUAGUCGCCAUCGCCAACGACUUGUUAGAUCAUUUGAAUAUCUAAUGACUCAAGAGCCAGAGCAACGAACCACGGCAAACAGCGAACGUCGUAUGGGUAUUUUAAAAAGAGCACAACUCGAAACACAAUUAAAACCAAUAGAAGAACAUUGGAGAAAAUCAAGUAAUCGAAGAAAUUCUGGACGUUAUACCAAGGCUCCAGAUGAUUUUAUUAUCACAGAAUUAAUGUCAUCACUUAUUGUACCAACAAACAAUGUAAAUGCUAAUCUUAUAUUACCGAUAGUUACUCCAAACUGGUUAAAUACUGCUAUAGGUAUGCUUCUUUCUACUCAAACUUAUGGAAUGUAUUAUAAUUGUCCUCCAAUAUUACCAACAAAUAUACCAAUUAUUCUUGAUUUGAUAAAAACUUUUCUUGAUGAUUGGUGCAAAUCAACUACACGAACUAAUCAAAUGUCAAAAGUUACAUUCAAUUUACCAAAUACUGAUCAACCUAAAGAACCAAAUGAACAAUCAAUGUAUAUACUUGAAAAUAUUCUUAUUCCACUUCUUCAUUGCAAUAUUAUUGGAUAUAAAGUAUACGUAUGUCAUUCAUGUAAAAGUGAAACAAAGAUACGAGUGAUUAUUACACAUAUUCCAAUAAAUGUUGGCAAAACUGGCCUGCACAUCGAACAUGAGCUACUCACAUUUUUCGGUCCUAUGACAUCGGAUGUAUUAUGUUCAGCAUGUGGCAAAUCAACUGUUCGGCAUAUAGAAGUUAUCCAAUGGCCACAGGUUCUUAUCAUCAAUAUAACUGAUCCAAAAGCAACUUUUCGAUACAGAAGACCUCCAGGUGUUAUCUCUGUAUCUGAAUUCUCUCAUUGGAUUGCUAUUGGUGCUCCAUCUUCCACAUUAUAUGAUUUAAUUACCUUUAACAGUGUUUUAGCUGUAGGUGAUAAAAAUGUUAUGAUACGAGUGACAAAAACCAAAAAAAAUUGGACUACCAGUGUUAAUAAAAAAAUAAUUGGUAAUGGAGAACAAUUACGUCGUUUAUAUGGAUCUAGUCGUAUUUUGAUAUUUGAACGAAUCUUUCACCAGACAAAAUUUAACAUGGUGUAUGUUAUUGCUCGAUGUUCAUUCGAUUCUUCAUCAUUAGAACUUCCUGAUGUACCAAUAUCUAUUACACUUCAAGAAGCAUGUCAAAUAAUUGAAACUAAUCCUGAUCUUAAUAAAUUAAAAGAAACUCUCAUAUCUGAUAUUUCUACUUACUUUUAUUGUCCUUCAUGCCGUCAAACACCAAAUUCACUCGUAUCAUUACAUCAUCAAAUUUUUAUUUUUAAACUUACCGUGAACAAUCAACUAGUUGCUAAUCCAGUCAUUUCGAAAGACGAUGAUGAUUUAAUAGAUGAUGAACAAUCUUGUACAAAUUGUAAAUAUUCCAUGAAAAAUAUUAAUUUACCAGUAUAUAAACAAAUCUUUCACCAAUGUCCUAUUGUAUUAUUGGUUCCAACAACAGCACCACCAUCAUCAAUGAAAAUACUCUCGAGAAAUAUAGUGAAUGGUAAUGAACAAAUUACCGUGCAGGAUGGUGAAAAAGUGUAUCUUGUUAAAUGUGGUCCAACAACAAAUAAAUGA